This is a messenger RNA of Suricata suricatta (meerkat), 10273 nucleotides long. It is a transcript of the gene ABCA1, whose product is annotated as ATP binding cassette subfamily A member 1. Gene Ontology annotation, molecular function: ABC-type transporter activity; ATP binding; lipid carrier activity. Gene Ontology annotation, biological process: lipid transport; transmembrane transport. The coding region runs from base 336 to 7025 and encodes 2229 amino acids. Gene Ontology annotation, cellular component: intracellular membrane-bounded organelle; membrane. The record is from RefSeq and is a predicted model, not a curated record. The transcript is spliced from 50 exons. NCBI's taxonomy places the organism in Eukaryota, Metazoa, Chordata, Mammalia, Carnivora, Herpestidae.
UCGCGGCAAAACUCCGGUAAUACCGAGGGAGAGUGAGUGGGGCCAGGACCCGCCGAGCCCAGCGGACACCUCUUUCCUCUGGCACUGGUGGGCAGGGCAGGGGGCACCGCUGGACCGGCGCUGCCAGAAACAAUUUCUCGGGGCGCUUUGCUCCUGUUUUUACCCCCGCCCUUCCCCUUCUCCGGAAGGGUUUUCCAAGGGGUAGGGGGAAAGACGCACACACAAAAGUGGAAAGCAGUUAAUGACCAGCCACAGCGGCCCUGCUGUGAGCUGCCCGCUGCCUCCAGGAGCUCCUGAGCCGCGCACAGGUGGCUGUGGCUGCCAGCUGAGGAGACAUGGCUUACUGGCCACAGCUGAGGUUGCUGCUGUGGAAGAACCUCACGUUCAGAAGAAGACAAACAUUUCAGCUUUUGCUGGAAGUGGCCUGGCCCCUAUUUAUCUUCCUGAUCCUGAUCUCUGUUCGACUGAGCUACCCACCCUACGAGCAACACGAAUGCCACUUUCCAAACAAAGCCAUGCCCUCUGCAGGAACGCUUCCUUGGGUUCAGGGGAUUAUCUGUAAUGCCAAUAACCCCUGUUUCCGUUAUCCGACUCCUGGUGAGGCUCCUGGGGUUGUUGGAAACUUUAACAAGUCCAUCGUGUCUCGCCUGUUCUCGGAUGCUCAGCGGCUUCUUUUAUAUAGUCAGAAAGACACCAGCAUGAAGGACAUGCACCACGUUCUGAGGACAUUACAGCAGAUUGAGCAUUCCAACUCAAGCUUGAAACUUCAGGAUUUCUUAGUGGACAAUGAAACCUUCUCUGGAUUCCUGACUUACAACCUCUCUCUGCCAAAGCCUACUGUGGACAAAAUGCUGGGGGCUGAUGUUCGUCUCCACAAGGUAUUUUUGCAAGGCUACCAGUUACAUUUGACCAGUCUGUGCAGUGGAUCAGAAUCAGAAGAGGUGAUUCAACUUGGUGACCAAGAAGUUUCUACACUUUGCAGCUUGCCAAGGGAGGAACUAGAUGCAGCGGAGCGAGUGCUUCGUUCCAACAUGGACAUCCUGAAGCCGAUCCUGACAGAACUAAACUAUACAUCUCCCAUCCUGAGCAAGGAACUGACUAAGGCCACAAAAGCUUUGAUGGAUAGUCUCGGGACUCUGGCCCAAGAGCUGUUCAGCAUGAACAGUUGGAGUGACAUGCGGCAGGAGGUGAUGUUCCUGACCAGCGUGAACAGUUCCAGCUCCUCCACGCAGAUCUACCAGGCUGUGUCCCGUAUUGUGUGUGGCCAUCCUGAGGGUGGGGGCCUGAAGAUCAAGUCCCUCAACUGGUACGAGGACAACAACUACAAAGCCCUCUUUGGAGGCAACGGCACUGAGGAAGAUGCUGGCACCUUUUAUGACAAUUCUACAACCCCUUAUUGCAAUGAUUUGAUGAAGAAUUUGGAGUCCAGUCCUCUUUCCCGCAUCAUAUGGAAAGCUCUCAAGCCUCUGCUUGUUGGAAAGAUCCUAUAUACACCGGACACUCCAGCCAUAAGGCAGGUGAUGGCUGAGGUGAAUAAGACCUUUCAGGAACUGGCUGUGUUUCAUGAUCUGGAAGGCAUGUGGGAAGAGCUGAGCCCCAAGAUCUGGACCUUCAUGGAGAGUAACCCGGAAAUGGACCUUGUUCGGACACUGUUGGACAGCAGAAGCAAUGACGAGUUUUGGGAACAGAAAUUGGAUGGCUUAGGUUGGACCGCUAAAGACAUCCUGGCAUUUUUGGCCAAGCACCCAGAGGAUGUCCAGUCUGCUAAUGGCUCUGUGUAUACCUGGAGAGAAGCCUUCAAUGAGACCAACCAGGCAAUUAAGACCAUCUCUCGUUUCAUGGAGUGUGUCAACCUGAACAAGCUCGAGCCAAUAGCCACGGAGGUCCGGCUCAUCAACAAGUCCAUGGAGCUGCUGGAUGAGAGGAAGUUCUGGGCUGGGAUCGUGUUCACCGGGAUCACGCCUGGCAGUGUGGAGCUGCCCCACCAUGUCAAGUACAAGAUCCGAAUGGACAUUGACAAUGUGGAGAGGACAAAUAAAAUCAAAGAUGGGUACUGGGACCCGGGUCCUCGGGCUGACCCCUUUGAGGAUAUGCGGUACGUCUGGGGAGGCUUUGCCUACUUGCAAGAUGUGGUGGAACAGGCGGUCAUCAGGGUGCUGACCGGCACCGAGAAGAAAGCCGGUGUUUAUGUGCAGCAGAUGCCCUACCCCUGCUAUGUCGAUGACAUCUUCCUGCGGGUGAUGAGCCGGUCGAUGCCUCUGUUCAUGACGCUGGCCUGGAUCUACUCCGUGGCCGUGAUCAUCAAGGGCAUCGUGUACGAGAAGGAGGCACGGCUGAAGGAGACCAUGCGCAUCAUGGGCCUGGACAGCGGCAUCCUCUGGUCCAGCUGGUUCAUCAGCAGCCUCAUUCCCCUGCUCGUGAGCGCUGGCCUGCUGGUGGUCAUCCUGAAGUUAGGAAACCUGCUGCCCUACAGCGACCCCAGCGUGGUGUUUGUCUUCCUGUCGGUGUUUGCCGUGGUCACCAUCCUGCAGUGCUUCCUGAUCAGCACGCUCUUUUCCAGAGCCAACCUGGCGGCAGCCUGCGGGGGCAUCAUCUACUUCAUUCUCUACCUGCCCUACGUCCUGUGCGUGGCGUGGCAAGACUAUGUGGGCUUCACGCUCAAGAUCUUCGUGAGCCUGCUGUCUCCUGUGGCUUUUGGGUUUGGCUGUGAGUAUUUUGCCCUUUUUGAGGAGCAGGGCGUUGGAGUGCAGUGGGACAAUCUGUUUGAGAGCCCCAUGGAGGAAGAUGGCUUCAACCUCACCACGUCGGUCUCCAUGAUGCUGUUCGACACCUUUAUCUAUGGAGUGAUGACGUGGUACAUCGAGGCUGUCUUUCCAGGCCAGUAUGGCAUACCCAGGCCCUGGUAUUUUCCUUGCACCAAAUCCUACUGGUUCGGCGAGGAAAGCGAGGAGAAGAGCCACCCUGGUUCCAGCCAGAAGGGAAUAUCGGAAAUUUGCAUGGAGGAGGAGCCCACACACCUGAAGCUGGGCGUGUCUAUUCAGAACCUGAUGAAAGUUUACCGGGAUGGCAUGAAGGUGGCUGUUGAUGGCCUGGCCUUGAAUUUCUAUGAGGGCCAGAUUACCUCCUUCCUGGGCCACAAUGGAGCUGGGAAGACCACCACCAUGUCAAUCCUGACCGGGUUGUUCCCUCCCACCUCGGGCACUGCCUACAUCUUGGGGAAAGACAUUCGAUUUGAGAUGAGCACCAUCCGGCAGAACCUGGGGGUCUGCCCCCAGCACAACGUGCUGUUUGACAUGCUGACUGUGGAAGAACACAUCUGGUUCUAUGCACGUCUGAAAGGGCUCUCAGAGAAGCACGUGAAAGCAGAGAUGGAGCAAAUGGCCCUGGAUGUUGGGUUGCCGCCCAGUAAACUUAAAAGCAAAACGAGUCAGCUCUCAGGUGGAAUGAAGAGAAAGCUGUCUGUGGCUCUGGCUUUCGUUGGAGGAUCCAAGGUUGUCAUUCUGGAUGAGCCUACAGCUGGCGUGGACCCUUACUCCCGCAGGGGAAUAUGGGAACUACUGCUAAAAUAUCGACAAGGCCGCACCAUUAUUCUCUCCACACACCACAUGGACGAAGCAGACAUCCUGGGGGACAGAAUUGCCAUCAUUUCCCAUGGGAAGCUGUGCUGCCUGGGCUCCUCCCUGUUCCUGAAGAACCAGCUGGGAACAGGCUACUACCUGACCCUGGUCAAGAAGGAUGUGGAAUCCUCCCUCAGUUCCUGCAGAAAUAGCAGUAGCACUGUGUCAUACCUGAAGAAGGAGGACAGUGUUUCUCAGAGCAGUUCUGAUGCUGGCCUGGGCAGCGACCAUGAAAGUGACACGCUGACCAUCGAUGUCUCCGCUAUCUCCAACCUCAUCAGGAAGCAUGUGGCUGAGGCCCGGCUAGUGGAAGACAUUGGGCAUGAGCUCACUUACGUGCUGCCCUAUGAAGCUGCCAAAGAGGGGGCCUUUGUGGAACUCUUCCAUGAGAUUGAUGACCGGCUCUCAGACCUGGGCAUCUCUAGUUACGGCAUCUCAGAGACUACACUGGAAGAAAUAUUUCUCAAAGUGGCUGAAGAGAGUGGGGUGGACGCUGAGACUUCAGAUGGCACCUUGCCAGCAAGACGAAACAGACGGGCCUUUGGGGACAAGCAGAGCUGUCUUCGCCCAUUCACUGAAGAUGAUGCCGUUGAUCCUAAUGAUUCUGAUGUAGACCCAGAAUCCAGAGAGACAGACCUGCUCAGCGGGAUGGACGGCAAAGGCUCCUACCAAGUGACGGGCUGGAAGCUCACACAGCAGCAGUUUGUGGCCCUUCUGUGGAAGAGGCUGCUGAUUGCCAGACGGAGUCGGAAGGGAUUCUUUGCUCAGAUUGUCCUGCCAGCUGUGUUUGUCUGCAUUGCCCUGGUGUUCAGCUUGAUCGUGCCACCCUUUGGCAAAUACCCGAGCCUGGAGCUUCAGCCCUGGAUGUACAACGAACAGUACACAUUUGUCAGUAAUGAUGCUCCUGAGGACCUGGGCACCCAGGAACUCUUGAAUGCCCUCACCAGAGACCCUGGCUUCGGGACCCGUUGUAUGGAAGGAAACCCAAUCCCGUGUGAGACCUUAACGAUGUCCUGGUUACGUCUCCCUAAAGUAACAGCUCAUCCAUUCAUCAGUAUAACUCCAGUGAACAAAAGAAUUUACUGGAGAAAACAGAACACUGCAGACAUCCUUCAGAACCUGACAGGAAGAAACAUUUCGGAUUAUCUGGUGAAGACCUAUGUGCAGAUCAUAGCCAAAAGUUUAAAGAACAAGAUCUGGGUGAAUGAGUUUAGGUACGGAGGGUUUUCCCUGGGUGCCAGUAAUUCGUAUUCAUUCCCUUCAAGUCAAGAAGUUAAUAAUGCCAUCAAGCAAGUGAAGAAACACUUGAAGCUAGCCAAGGACAGUUCUGCAGAUCGAUUUCUCAGCAGCUUGGGAAGAUUCAUGACUGGACUAGAUACAAAAAAUAACGUCAAGGUGUGGUUCAACAACAAGGGCUGGCAUGCCAUUAGCUCUUUCUUGAAUGUCAUGAACAAUGCCAUCCUCCGGGCCAACCUGCAGAAGGGAGAGAACCCCAGCCAGUAUGGGAUUACUGCUUUCAAUCACCCUCUGAAUCUCACCAAACAACAGCUCUCGGAAGUGGCUCUGAUGACUACAUCAGUGGAUGUCCUUGUGUCCAUCUGUGUCAUCUUUGCAAUGUCCUUCGUCCCAGCCAGCUUUGUGGUGUUCCUGAUCCAAGAGCGGGUCAGCAAAGCAAAGCACCUGCAGUUCAUCAGUGGAGUGAAACCUGUCAUCUAUUGGCUCUCCAAUUUUGUGUGGGAUAUGUGCAACUAUGUGGUCCCUGCUACGCUGGUCAUUAUCAUCUUCAUCUGCUUCCAGCAGAAGUCCUAUGUGUCCUCCACCAACCUGCCCGUGCUAGCCCUUCUGCUUUUGCUGUAUGGGUGGUCGAUCACACCUCUCAUGUACCCAGCCUCCUUUGUGUUCAAGAUCCCCAGCACAGCCUACGUGGUCCUCACCAGCGUGAACCUCUUCAUCGGGAUUAAUGGCAGCGUGGCCACUUUUGUACUGGAGCUGUUCACCAACAAUAAACUGAAUAACAUCAAUGAUAUCCUGAAGUCUGUAUUCUUGAUCUUCCCACAUUUUUGCCUGGGACGGGGGCUCAUCGACAUGGUGAAAAAUCAGGCAAUGGCUGAUGCCUUGGAAAGAUUUGGGGAGAAUCGUUUUGUUUCACCCCUGUCCUGGGACUUAGUGGGACGAAACCUCUUCGCCAUGGCCGUGGAAGGGGUGGUGUUCUUCCUCAUCACUGUUCUGAUCCAGUACAGAUUCUUCAUCAGGCCCAGACCUGUGAAUGCAAAGCUUCCUCCUUUGAAUGAUGAGGAUGAAGAUGUGAAGCGGGAAAGACAGAGAAUUCUUGAUGGUGGAGGACAGAAUGACAUCUUGGAAAUCAAGGAGCUGACAAAGAUCUACAGAAGAAAGAGGAAGCCUGCUGUUGACAGGAUUUGUGUUGGCAUUCCUCCUGGUGAGUGCUUUGGACUUCUGGGAGUUAAUGGGGCUGGGAAAUCGUCAACUUUCAAGAUGUUAACUGGAGAUACCACGGUUACCAGAGGAGAUGCUUUCCUUAACAAAAACAGUAUCUUAUCAAACAUCCACGAAGUACAUCAGAACAUGGGCUAUUGCCCUCAGUUUGAUGCCAUCACGGAACUACUGACUGGAAGAGAGCACGUGGAGUUCUUUGCCCUCCUGAGAGGAGUCCCAGAGAAAGAAGUUGGGAAGGUUGGUGAAUGGGCAAUUCGAAAACUGGGCCUCGUGAAGUAUGGAGAAAAAUAUGCUGGUAACUACAGUGGAGGCAACAAACGCAAGCUCUCAACAGCCAUGGCUUUGAUUGGUGGGCCUCCUGUGGUGUUUCUGGAUGAACCUACCACAGGCAUGGAUCCCAAAGCCCGGAGAUUCCUGUGGAAUUGUGCCUUAAGUAUUGUCAAGGAAGGGAGAUCAGUAGUGCUCACAUCUCACAGUAUGGAAGAAUGUGAAGCUCUGUGCACUAGGAUGGCAAUUAUGGUGAACGGGAGGUUCCGGUGUCUUGGCAGUGUCCAACAUCUGAAAAAUAGGUUUGGAGAUGGUUAUACAAUAGUUGUACGAAUAGCAGGGUCCAACCCUGAUCUGAAGCCUGUCCAGGAGUUCUUCGGACUUGCCUUUCCUGGAAGUGUCCUCAAGGAGAAGCACCGGAACAUGCUCCAGUACCAGCUUCCAUCCUCAUUAUCUUCCCUGGCUAAGAUAUUCAGCAUCCUUUCCCAGAGCAAAAAGCGACUCCACAUAGAAGACUACUCUGUUUCUCAGACAACACUUGACCAAGUAUUUGUAAACUUUGCCAAGGACCAAAGUGAUGAUGACCACUUAAAGGACUUGUCAUUACACAAAAAUCAGACAGUAGUGGAUGUUGCAGUUCUCACAUCUUUUCUCAAGGAUGAGAAAGUGAAAGAAAGUUACGUGUGAAGAACACUGUUCAUGCAGGGUGACUGAAAGAAAGGAGGAACCGGCCUUCCCUUUGCAUCAUGUGAAGCGUUCCAAAAGCAAGAGCUGGAUGUUUUUUUGUGGGAAGAAGUAAACUGGAUACUGUACUGAUACUAUCUUCAAUGCAAUGCAAUUCAAUGCAAUGAAAACAAAAUUCCAUUACAGGGGCAGUGCCUUUGUAGCCUAUACCUUGAAUGGCUCUCAAGUGAAAAAGACUUGAAUUUAGUUUAUUACCGUAUACCUAUGUGAAACUCUGGUAUGGAACCCAGUGGACAUAUGGGUUUGAAAUCACACUUUUUUUUUUUUUUUGUUCCUUUGUAUUCUCACUGGGGUUGCAACAAUAAUUCAUCAAGUAAUCAUGGCCAGUGAUUAUCAAAAUCAAAAGGCAUGUACAUCUUCAUUCGUUAAGCCGUGCCAUGCUAGGAGACCGGUUUCCUGGUGACACAUCCAUUGCUGGCAAUGAGUGUGCCAGAAUUGCUAGUGCCAUGUUGCUCAGAAACCCUGAAGGACCAUGGUGUGUCACACACCCUUUUGUGAAAGCUGCUCAGCUUCAGAGUCUGUCAGCAUCAUAAUCAGGUGACAAAAUGGUGCCAUGUGUGGGGAAGGCCUGCAUUGAUUCCCUCUUCGAUGAGCUGAUCUGGUGGCGGGAACAUGCAAGCUGUGGGUGGCUCAAGACAGGCGAGGCUUGGUUCCAUUCUUAUGUUGUCCCUUGCUUGGAGCCAUGGGUCUCCAGGGGUCAUUUUAUUUUAAAAUAAACUUAGAUCCUGGUAAGAGGCGAAGAGCAGCCAGGUUGUUGAGGCUGAAGCUGCUGAAGCCAGGUCAUGGGAGUAAAGAGAUGGCGUGUUCAAACCUAGGGAGUCCUGUGUCCAUUUGUCCACGGUACAUUGCAUCUCAAGAUCUUCCCGUUUGCCAUAAGUGUAGUAUUAUUUCUGGCUUUUUAAAUUAAUCUAGAAUAUGAAAAGAUGGAGUUGUAUCUUGACAGAAAUCUUUGUGCUUUUAACAUUAUUUGGAAUUUUAAAUUCUGCCAGUAACUUGUGAAUCCUUGGAAGGGCCUCUUUGUACAACCCGUGGCAUAGAGGAAUAUGGCCUCACUGCCUCACUAGCCAUUUCUCAUGGCAGCCUGCAGAUGGAUCCUCUGACUAGUGCCUCGUGACUAGAUAACAAUGUGAUGGUCAAGAUCUCAUGACAAUGUUAUAUUUGAGUUUAAGGUCAUCAUUUAAAAUACUCUUAAUCUCAGUUUUUUAAGUAUUUUUUGACUGUAUAUUAUAGCUGAAUUGAGUAUGUAUGGAUGGAUUGGGUGGGGAGAAAUUAAGUCUCAGUAGAUAAUCCUGUGCCAUGUUAUUCAGCUAACAGGUUUACAAAUAUAGGUUGUUUUGUUGCUGUGGGAGCCCAGUGAAGGAAUACUGGGCAGCGUUUUCUGUUUUUUUAAAUAGCAACAGCGCAAAAGCCAAAAAAGUUUAACUGUCAUUCGGGUCACAAGACUAAUGAGUACUUUCACAAAGAAGAUCACUAGCUUCAAAAGUUGUUGGGUAACACAACUUGUGCUGAAGGCAUUUAGUACCUUCCAAUAAUUGGCUUUGAAGACCUUAGACACCCCAUUCUGACAAUCUCAGAAUUGUCAUCUCAUCAGCCCCAAAUCAAUCAUGAAAAAAUACAAAAAUGCAAAUGCCCCCCCACAUGGAAUCUUUCAGACUUCUUUGAACCAGUCUGUUUUUUUUUAGUCAGUAAACAUUUAAAAAAAUAUUUCACCAAUGCUUAAUGUGAUCUGCCUUAAGACAACAGAAAUAUGAGAGAAGUACUUGUUGGGUGAAGUUUAGGCCAUCUUUCAGUGUCAUUACUGAUUUCUUCUUUUUCUAAAAUUUAUUAACUCUAAAGGUGUAAGAUUUCAGAUCUAUUUCAAAUCUAUAUUUUUGAAAAUUUACAGAAAGUUAUCACAUAACUUGUUUGGAAAAAGAAAAUGACUUAGAAAUUGUCAAUAUUUUCUAAAAUGAUAAACAGGUAAUAAAGGCCUAUUCUAGUAACUAUUGGCAUGAUGAGGUCAUUAUAUUUUGUGCUAUCUAUAAUGACAUAAAAUUCAUAAUUUUCUCCUUAAUAUUUUUCAAAAUCAAACUUUUGUUGGUUUUCCCAAUUCACUAGUAUCAUGUUCUAAUUGUCUAUUAAAUCUUUGAGUAGCUCUUGGCUUUAAUUACUCUGACUUCAAGGCCAUAAAAAGACACUGUGAACUGUUCUGAAAAAAAACAAAAAAACCCAUUUCAAUAUAGAUUUUAAAAAGAUCUCUUCUAAAGCUAGGAACAAUCUACUGUUACACACUGACUUUGUGGUUACCUUUUAGACUAUCCAGAUAGUAAUCUUUAACAUUUUCCUGUGUAAACCUAAUCGUAGUAGAAAUUUUUACCAAUUCUCUUCUCAAGUAAAAUUCUAUAUAUAUUCCCUGUGGAAAUGUAAGUAUGUACGGUUCAAAAAUUCUCAAAAAAAAGUGUUCAGAGAUUGCUGCUUUUGCUUCUUUUGGACAUCUUGGAAACUUUAUUAACAACUGUGAAUAUGAAAAAUACAAAAGAAAACAGUAGCAAAGUCCUGUCUACGUAAACAUUCAGCACAGUUCAUUGUUAAAAAACAGCCAAACCUCAGACUACUGUAUUUCAAUAUCUGUACUGAAAGCGUGUGCAUUGUGACUAUUAUAUGUUGCAUAUCCUUCAUUCACUGUAAUCAUUGACAAAAGGGAUUUGUCUGUUUUCUUCUUGUGGUUGUAUAUAUCAGCUAAUUUUCUUCCAAAGAGCCAUGUGUCCUAUAUAAUACUGAACCACUUUGAUACGAAGAUAUUAAUUUGUAUCCUUAUAACAAUUUACUAGUCAUGAUAUAGUACUAUAGUAAGAUAGCUCUAAUUCUCUUCAAAAUCAUUGCAUCCCUUUUAUAGAAUGUUUAUAUUUCCAAUAAGGAUUAAGUUUUCUCUCUUCUUAUACCCUAGGAUGAAGCUAUGUUUUUUUGUGCUUUUUAUCAUUGGCCCCUUCAUUCCAAGCACUUUAUGCUGUCUCUAAUGGGAUCUAUUUUUGCACUGGAAUAUCUGAGAAUUGCAAAACUAGACAAAAGUUUCACAAAAGAUUUCUAAGUUAAAUCAUUUUCAUUAAAAGGAAAAAAAAAUUUUGUAUGUCAGUAACUUUAUAUGAAGUGUUAAGAAAACAUAUUUCUAUGUUGUAAUGAGUCACGAAAUAAAGCUGUGGCAGUUCUGCUGG